AUCAUUUUCUCACAUUCUCAUCAAAGCAUAGUUCAAUUUAUAUUUCUUCCAAGCUUGUUGAAUCAUGGCUCUUCGUGGGAAGCUAGAGGUUGACAUUGAACUCAAGUCUAAUGCAGACAAGUACUGGCAAACCAUAAGAGAUUCUACAACUAUAUUCCCUAAGGCCUUUCCACAUGACUACAAAAGCAUUGAUGUCCUUGAAGGAGAUGGCAAAGCUCCUGGUUCGGUCCGCCACUUCCAUUAUGCCGAAGGCUCGCUGCUUGCAAAAUCGUCGAAAGAGAGGAUCGAGGCUGCUGAUGAUGAAAAGAAGACAGCGACCUAUUCAAUUAUUGAAGGAGAUCUUCUCCAGUACUACACAAAAUUCUUGGGACACAUAGCUGUUAUACCGAUUGGAGAAGGAUGUGAGCUGAAAUGGACUGCUGAAUAUGUCAAAACUAAGACUGAUAUUCCCGAUCCAACUAUUGUCAAAGAUUUUGCUAUCAAGAACUUCCUUGAGGUGGAUGAUUAUAUUCAACAACUAGCAUAGAAAUUGAAUGCAUUUCAUGAAUUGAAGGACAGGCUAGUUUAUUUUAAUGAGUCAGUCUUUCAUUGUUGUUGGCUUAAUAAAUUGUUGAAUCGUAUGUGUAGUAGUAGUAAAUAGUAAUAAUGAGUCUGUCCUUUGUUAUCCUUCGUAUUUGUGUAGGAAUCAACUUGAACUAUGUGAUAUUUAUUUGUGUUCUGAA
This is a messenger RNA of Vicia villosa (hairy vetch), 722 nucleotides long. RefSeq names its product MLP-like protein 423. The record is from RefSeq and is a predicted model, not a curated record. Bases 65 to 526 code for a protein of 153 amino acids. Lineage: Eukaryota; Viridiplantae; Streptophyta; Magnoliopsida; Fabales; Fabaceae. The transcript is spliced from 2 exons. Gene Ontology annotation, biological process: defense response.